Stylophora pistillata is the source of this 1632-nucleotide messenger RNA. RefSeq lists its product as uncharacterized. The record is from RefSeq and is a predicted model, not a curated record. NCBI's taxonomy places the organism in Eukaryota, Metazoa, Cnidaria, Anthozoa, Scleractinia, Pocilloporidae. Gene Ontology annotation, molecular function: calcium ion binding.
GCCGGCUGCGGGAUAAACUCAGCUCAGACGAGCCGAGCUGCUAAAGAAAAUGUGAUUGUUUUGACAAAAUAGUUUUGAAGGAAAUCUUCUGAUAAUGCAGAAAACUCAAAGGAAUGCCUUUGCUUUGGGUAAAAAAGAAGAGGCCAUAGCUGUGCCAGAGCCUCCACCGCAAUUUUCACAUGGAACCGUCACAUUUGAUAUGGUACCCUCAUCAGCCGAAGACUUACAAUAUGAAUUAAGUGAAAGAGCAACACCUUGUCCAACAUUGACAGACGAACAGGUUACAGCCUUUAGGGAGGUGUUCGACCUCUUCGACAGCAAUGGUGGAGGUACAAUCGAUGCCGAGGAACUGGAUUUGGCACUGAAAUCAGUCGAAAUCCAUCUGUCGCAGGAAGAAUUACAAGAAGUACUGUCUGCUAUGGAUAAAGAUGGUAAUGGUGAAAUUGAUUUCCACGAGUUUCUUAACUUGAUGACAAACACAGAGCGCUUCUUAGAGGAAUUUGCAAGUGUGGGAGAAAGAAGGAAGAGAGAAAAUCUUCUCAUUGAGGCUUUGACACAGUUUAUGAAAAGAUCAGCCCUUCAUUCUAUAAACGAAAUUGUCGGAUUUUACCAUACCAAAUACAAGCGCAUUCAGGCCCCCCACGUUGUGGGCCACUAUGCGGCAGGGGCUCGGGUUAUUGGCCUGACAGAGAACCAGCUGAGAAGGCGCUUGGAGAGCCUGAAGGCGAGGCAUGCUGCUGGUGAUAACAAAUCCCCGUAUGCUGAGCCGUUACACAUAGUUUUCGGCACGGUGGUGAGGAAAAACCGUCCCCAAAGCCGUGCCAAGGCUAAAAUUUUAAAAGAAACAGACGGCUUACCACAAAUGUCUCUAACCAGAGGAAAAAUCAGACUCAGCUUUAGAAGACCGAGCGCGCCAUCAGCUUCUUCUUCUUACUCCAAUAUGCUCGAAAAGAAUCCUGUUUUGCCAAACGCGCAGACUAUGAGCCCAGCAGCUCAUCUUCUAAUGCGUGAAGGUCAAACUUACCAGCAAGGAAAAAAGAAACAACAAAGACUGCCCCUGAAGAAGAACGGCUGGGUCAGUCAGCGUUUUAAACCAUUUCCUCUCGAGCUUCCAAGCAUCUUUGUUGAACAAGAAAAGAAAACAGACAAACGGGAUCAACCAGGCCCAAGCCUCACAAUCGACGAUUUAAAGAAAAUACGAGACAAGGUUGGUCAAGCAAGAGAUGUUUACUUCAGACGACUCCAGGAAACGAAAAGCAAAGACAGUGAAGGACACUGGAAAUCCUUGGGUCCUGAGUAUAUUAACUCAGACGUACUAAGGAAUUACUUCAGGCUAGCUUUCAAUGCUUACACACCAUAUGUCGUUAUCAAUGCUGCUUGAAGAUUCCAAGAAACUAAUUAAUUGGUUUAGAUGGAUGAAACAGCACAAAUGAAAUAACUUGUAUUCGCAAUCAGAUGAGCACUCAAAUGAGCACCUGUAUCAUUCCAGUGACUAUUCUACUAGUUAUCAGUAAAUUAUUGUUGUCAGCUGCUGUGCUGGAGAUAUCAGCUGGUAUUGAAGAGUGAAGACUUGUGGCUAGAGUUACAAACUGACUGAAGGCUUUUAUGGCUUCACCAUGAUUAAAAGUUGCA